GACAAAUAAAAAGGCCAAUCCAUCAUCAACUACCUUACCCAACUCAUCUCUCUCCCUGUGUGUGGGAGGAUGAUGGGGAAACAAGGCAUUGAAGCUCCGCUUUUGGCGCAGGACAGGCAGGCCAUUAGGAAGCGGUGGCUCAGAGCUCUGUUGCUUCUUCUUCAAUUCAUCGCCAUAGCUUGCUUUGUUAGCAUUUCACUAGUUGGCAGCAAGGGUUUCUGGGAAUUGAGAGCGAACAAGUAUGAUAAGAUUGGAGAGGCUGACAUUAUCGAGUCAGAUGAGGCGGUUGUUGCAGCUGAUGAUGGUCGUUGCUCCGAAAUUGGCGCAUCUAUGCUUAGACAGGGUGGGCAUGCUGUUGAUGCUGCAGUCGCAACCUCCUUGUGCCUUGGUGUGGUCAAUCCAAUGGCUAGUGGAAUAGGAGGUGGAGCUUUCAUGCUUGUUCGAUCUUCAUCAACAACACAAACUGAAGCAUAUGAUAUGAGGGAAACUGCUCCCUUAGCUUCCUCGCAGGACAUGUAUGCAAACAAUUCUGCGGCAAAGUAUUCAGGUCCAUUGUCGAUAGCUGUUCCCGGUGAGUUGGCUGGCCUUCAUGAAGCUUGGUCGAAAUAUGGAAGACUGCCAUGGAGGAUCUUGUUCCAACCAGCCAUUAGACUUGCUAAGGAUGGAUUUGUUGUUGCUCCAUAUCUUGCAUUAGCCAUUGCCAGCAAUGCAAAAACGAUUCUUACUGACCCUGGCUUAAAACAAGUGUUUGCACCAAAUGGGAACUUGUUACAAGCUGGUGAGAGAUGCUACAAUGUGGAACUUGCGAGGAGCUUGGAGGCAGUAGCCGAGCAUGGACCGCAAGCUUUCUACAAUGGAACAGUCGGUGAAAAGUUAAUUAAAGAUGUGAGAAAGGCUGGUGGGAUUAUGACAAUGGAGGACUUGAGGAACUACCAAGUAGACAUAACAGAUGCAAUCGCUGUGAAUACAAUGGGGUACACCAUCUUAGGAAUGCCACCGCCAUCAAGUGGAACGCUUGGGCUUUCUCUGGUCCUAAACAUAUUUGACAGCUACAGAAGUCCUGAUGCGGCAGCAGGAUCUCUAGGCCUACACCGCCUGAUUGAAGCAUUGAAGCACAUGUUUGCUGUCCGGAUGAACCUAGGCGAUCCCAACUUCGUAAAUAUUAGUAAUACUAUAUCUGACAUGCUUUCUCCCUCUUUUGCUAAGAAACUUCAGCAAAAAAUAUUCGACAACACCACAUUUCCUCCUGAAUACUACAUGUACAGUUGGAGCCAGCUUAGAGAUCACGGCACCAGCCAUUUAUGCAUUGUAGAUGCAGAUCGCAAUGCUGUAUCAGUGACUACAACAAUAAAUUAUGGUUUUGGUGCCGGGCUGCUCUCACCCUCUACUGGCAUCAUUCUGAAUAAUGAGAUGGGCGACUUCUCAACACCAACAGAAACAUCGCCUGACAUCCUACCACCUGCCCCGACUAACUUUAUCAGCCCGAACAAGAGACCCUUAUCCUCCAUGACCCCAAUCAUCGUUCUCAAGGACAAUCAGUUGGUUGGGGUUAUAGGCGGCAGUGGCGGCAUGUCCAUAAUUCCGGCAGUGGUCCAGGUUUUCAUUAACCACUUCAUCUUGGGGAUGGAACCUUUGGCUGCUGUUCAGAAUCCAAGAGUCUACCACAAGUUGAUUCCAAAUGAAGUCCUGUACGAAAACUGGACUGUCAUCAAUGGCGACCACAUCGAGCUCGCUGAGAAGAAGAAGGAGUUCUUAAGAGAAAGAGGCCAUCAUCUCCGGGCAAGAUCUGGUGGAGCUAUCUGCCAGCUUGUGGUUCAAACUUUUGACAAGGCCAUGAACUUGAUGGGGAGAAAACACGGACGAGCUUCUGCCACAGAAGUCUUUCAUGGAACACUUACUGCUGUCAGUGAUCCCAGGAAAGAUGGGAGGCCUGCAGCUGUCUGAUUGAUCCUUUCUUGCUCUGUUCAAAUUGGUGGAUUCAUAGAAUUAUUAUUUGGAAUUGGGUGGAUCUCUUUAAGUUAGUUCUGUUGUAAUGUAUUAUUGUUUAUUUGGACAAGAUUUAGACAUUCUUCCCCCCCCCCCCCCCCCCCCCGGCGCCCAUUUUGUAACUAUUGGAGACCACUUAUACUACCACUUGAUGGAAACAUGAUCUGCAUCACAAAUCAGCUCUA
Molecule: messenger RNA, 2171 nt
Organism: Diospyros lotus (date-plum)
Lineage: Eukaryota; Viridiplantae; Streptophyta; Magnoliopsida; Ericales; Ebenaceae
Product: glutathione hydrolase 3
Biological process (GO): glutathione catabolic process
Cellular component (GO): plasma membrane
Molecular function (GO): glutathione gamma-glutamate hydrolase
Source: RefSeq, a predicted model, not a curated record